This is a messenger RNA of Pistacia vera, 1645 nucleotides long. Its product is annotated as trihelix transcription factor ASIL2-like. Gene Ontology annotation, cellular component: nucleus. The coding region runs from base 344 to 1258 and encodes 304 amino acids. Lineage: Eukaryota; Viridiplantae; Streptophyta; Magnoliopsida; Sapindales; Anacardiaceae. Gene Ontology annotation, molecular function: transcription cis-regulatory region binding. The transcript is spliced from 2 exons. The record is from RefSeq and is a predicted model, not a curated record.
UUUUUCCUAAUAGUAGUAAGAAACGUAACGUAAUUGCCAGCUCUGACCGUAGCCGAGCCGAAUCCGAUGACACCCAAGCGUUCAACCCUAUGCUUACUCUUCACGCGCUUACCCGCAUCCCGGCGACCCUUCAAUUAUUCUCCUCAUCCCUUACCCACCCCUUCACUCUUUCUUCCCUCUUGCUCCCGGCGCGUCAUCAUCGCCGCACCGACCUGUAUCUCUCUAUUAUAUCUCUCAUAUUCUCUCUCUCUCUCUCUUUCUCUUUCUUCUUCUUCUUCUUCUUCGUCACAUAUCAUCAACGAUCCAUACCUCCAAUCACCUUCGCAUCAAAUUUUAACAUUCAAUGGGUGAUUUAACGGACUCCCUCACGCCGUCAACUACCACCACCACCACCACCACUGCCAUCGCGCCCUACUCGCGUCCGUUACCUGUCCGUGAAGAUUGCUGGAGCGAAGAGGCUACCUCCACUCUCGUUGACGCCUGGGGCCGCCGUUAUAUGGAGCUCAACAGAGGUAAUCUCCGUCAAAAGGAUUGGCAAGAUGUGGCUGAUGCCGUCAACGCUCUCCACGCUCACUCUAAGAAAACGCACCGAACCGAUGUUCAAUGCAAGAAUCGGAUCGAUACUAUCAAGAAAAAGUACAAGCAAGAGAAGACACGUGUCACCUCUUCGAACGGAACCCUAACAUCUUCUUGGCCCUUUUUCGAGCGCAUGGACGCCUUGAUCGGAAGUAACGUUAAAGCGUCGUCAAAUUUUUCUCCUAAAUUAUCACAAUCUCCUCCGGUUGCCGUUCCGUUGUCGUACCGGAAAACGCAUGCCAUUAACAAUAACAAUAAUAUGAACCAUAAUAUUAGUAGUCCUAAUUUGACGCCAAUUCCCGCGGCGACGGUUGUGGCCUUGCCGCAGAAAAGAGGAUAUAACAGCGAGGGGUAUUAUAGGAAUUAUUCGGCUGUGGCUGCUGCAGCAGCUGCCGCGGAGAGUGAGGAGGAAGAGGCAGAGGAGGAGGCGGAAGAGGAAGAGAAUGAGAAUGAAGAGAAUUUUGGUGUUAAGAGAUUGGCCAAGGCGAUAGAGAGGUUUGGGGAAGUGUAUGAGAGAGUGGAGGCGGAGAAGUUGAGACAGAUGGUGGAGUUGGAGAAGCAGAGAAUGCAGUUUGCAAGUGAUUUGGAGAUGCAGAGGCUGAGGAUGUUUACCGAGAUGCAGGUUCAGUUGGAGAGGAACAAGCGUUCCAAGCGGUCCAGCCCCAAUGAUAUGUAUAGCUAGCCAUCUUGAGGAGAGCUUUGACAGUGUUUAUCUGACGGCCAAAUUUGAAGAAUCUUGAUUAUAUACUCAUAUCCCAACAAAGUACAUAUGGUUCCAGCUAAUAUUUGCCUCAGAAUUACCAGCUAUUAGCUGGAUAAAAUGUUGGAACUGUUUCAAUUCCUUCUUAUCUUCCCUUGUCUUAUGGUUUUUCAUUUGAUCAUUAUAAUUUACUUUGUACCGUUGGAAUUGGCCAAAGGUUGGCUGACUCAAUGUCUGAUUUUAGUGGUAAGACUUGUGAUUUGAAUAGCUAACUUUGUAAGUUAAUCUUGCAAUGUACAAGAUUAGGUUUAUUCACAAUCGUUCUUCUCAGAUGCUAUCAUCUGAUGAUGUUUGAAGUUUCUUAUCUUA